AUGGAGCCUAUUCCAGGUCCGGACUCCGGCUCGGGUCCUUCCGCCGUGAUUCCCGGUCCGAGCGUCGUGACCUGGUCGAAGCUCGCGGGGUGGCGGGUCGAGCUCCCGCCGAACCUACCGGACCUGACGAAGCUUCGUCCGGACAUUGAGAAGCUUCGCCCGGCGCUGGAGGCGCGUGUGCAGCACACGCUGUCGCACGUGCCGUUUCGGGAGCUGCUGGAGGAGAUUCAGCAGUGGAGCAAGGCGCGUGGGGGGAUCGGCGGGUGGGCGGAGGGGGGCGCUCGCGGAUCGCGGCGGUACCCCAACAAGCAGAAGCUGUCGUCCGUGCAAGACUUUUUCCAAUACGCGGAGGCGGAAGGCCGGCUCCUGUUUGCCGACUUGGACAAGAAGGACGGGGACAGGCAGCUAGACAAGGACGGGGACGGGCAGGUGAAGCUGGAGGAUCUCGAAAGAGCGCUCAAGCGCCGCCGCCUGCCAGCAGCGCACGCCCGCCCGCUGCUCCGACGCCUCCGGCGCCACUGGCUGGCUUCUUCCUUCGGGUGGGAGGAGUUCCAGUCGUUCAUGGAGGCCAAAGAACCCGCCAUGCUGAGAGCGUUCACUUCUUUAUGCGUGGGGUCCUCUGGGACGCUCCAAAAAGGACAGGUGCGUGGGCUGUGGCUGGUCAAACGGGUCAACCGGGAGGGAGGAGUUCCAGUCGUUCAUGGAGGCAAAAGAGCCGGCCAUGCUGCGAGCGUUCACCUCUUUAUGCGUGGGCUCGUCUGGGACGCUUCAGAAGGGACAGGCACGCUGCAGAAAGGCCAGGUGAGUGGAGCAUUGGGAGGGAUGGCUCGUGGCGUGGCUGACCUGUGGGAGGAGGGGUGCGUGAAGACUCUGGAGUCAAGAUUAGUUCGGGUGUUCGCGUCACUGGAAAAAGCCGGCCUACCAGCCACAGAGAGCAACGUACGAGCCAUGAUGCGGUUUCUAGACGCGGACGAGUCGGGCCACGUCACCUACGGGGACUUCCGGAACUUUCUGCUGCUGCUGCCGCCCGAACGGCUUCAGGGGAGCGACCCCAGCAUGGUGUGGUACGACGCGGCCACCAUGGUCCCCAUGGCGCCGCCUGCUGCCACGUCAGCGCCAGCUGGCAGCGUGAUCAAAUCCGCGCUGGCGGGCGGGCUGGCCUCGGGAUUGUCGACAUGCCUCAUGCACCCCUUGGAUACCAUCAAGACGCGGGUACAAGCCUCCUCGGCAUCUCUCUCAGAGGUGGUGCGGUCGGUACCAUCCAUCGGCAUACAGGGGCUGUACCGGGGAGCCCCGCCGGCCAUCCUGGGACAGUUUGCGAGCCACGGGUUGCGCACGGGCGCGUACGAAGCUUCCAAGAUGCUUCUGACCAGCAUGCUGCCGAACCUCACAGAGUACCAGGUCCAACCAGUGGCCUCCCUCUGCUCCACUGUGUUGGGCACGGCCCUCCGCAUUCCCUGUGAGGUGCUGAAGCAGCAGCUGCAGGCAGGGCUGUACAGCAGCACGGGGGCGGCGCUCAAGGCGACUCUUAAGGAGGGAGGGGUGAAGGGGCUGUUCCGAGGCACCACUGCCACGCUGUGCCGAGAAGUGCCCUUCUACGUGUUUGGCAUGCUCAUAUACCUGCAAGUCAAGCGGGUCACUCGCCAUGUGCUCCGCAGGGAGCUCGCCCCGUGGGAAACCCUCCUCCUGGGCGGAUUCUCGGGCGGCAUGGCAGCGAUCGCCAUCACGCCAUUCGACGUCAUCAAGACGCGAAUGAUGACGUCGCCGCCCGGGGCGGCAGCGGCCGGCAUGCUGACAGUUGGCGCGAACCUAUUGGCCACGGAGGGGGUGGGGGCGCUGUAUAAGGGCUGGCUGCCGCGGUUCUUCUGGAUUGCUCCGCUUGGAGCGAUGAACUUUGCUGGGUAUGAGCUGGCGAAGCAGGCGAUAGAUGAUGUGGGGGAGGAGGGGAAAGAGGCGUAG
This is a messenger RNA of Closterium sp. Naga37s-1, 1959 nucleotides long. NCBI's taxonomy places the organism in Eukaryota, Viridiplantae, Streptophyta, Zygnematophyceae, Desmidiales, Closteriaceae. The record is from the annotation of a GenBank genome assembly.